This is a messenger RNA of Lepisosteus oculatus (spotted gar), 2429 nucleotides long. RefSeq names its product N-acetylglucosamine-1-phosphodiester alpha-N-acetylglucosaminidase (gene nagpa). Gene Ontology annotation, biological process: secretion of lysosomal enzymes. Lineage: Eukaryota; Metazoa; Chordata; Actinopteri; Semionotiformes; Lepisosteidae. The record is from RefSeq and is a predicted model, not a curated record.
UGAAUUGAUCAGCUAUCACGAGACCGGAACAGGUUUUCAGUAUUACAGCUGGUUUUCUAAUGGCCAAAUAUAUAGUUAAUGAUAGAUUUAUAGUGCUGUUUUUAUUUAAUGUUGUGCGUUGGUCUGAAGGAGCAAAUCCUAGAAAUUCAUUAAACGAUGAUCUUCUGUUGCCAUACCCCCCCCUACAAGCACACGGGCCUACUCACCACCACAGGUUUGUUAGAGACUGUCAGCCUGUCCAGCAUGGAAAUGUGACUUUUGAAACAUGGAGGAGCGCUAAAACCAAAGGCUUGAGUGCAGCAGAAACCAACACAUUUGUGUCACAUUUCUUCACUGGGGCGGGAAAUGACAAGUGGGUCUCCGGCCACUUGACCUUUAUCAGCGACCCACUAAGGAUGUUGUCGGUUCUGGAACCAGGAGGGCCAGGAGGUUGCCAGCAGGAACGCACAGCCACGGUAGAAGAAACCGCCAACUCACAAAAGUGCUUGGUUGCUCAGAAUGGUGGUUACUUCAACACAAAAACUGGACAGUGCCUUGGCAAUGUGGUGAGCAAUGGUAAUGUUGUGCGAAACAGCAAAGGGAUACAGAAUGCUCAGUUUGGGAUCAAGAAAGAUGGAACUUUAGUUUUUGGCUAUCUGUCCGAAGAUGAUGUGCUGAAUGAAGAAAGCCCAUUUGUUCAGUUGGUGAGCGGAGUGGUGUGGCUGCUCAGAAAUGGGGAGGUCUAUAUCAAUGAGAGCAAGAUUGCUGAAUGUGAGAAGACACAGGAAACAGGGACAUUUGACACAUUCAUAAAUGUGGUGUCUGCAAGAACAGCAGUUGGACAUGACAAAAAUGGAAGGCUUGUACUUUUCCAUAUUGAUGGCCAGACAAACACCAGAGGAAUGAACCUGUGGGAAGUGGCAAGCUUUCUGAAAGACCGUGGAGUUAUUAAUGCCAUCAACCUUGAUGGGGGAGGCUCUGCCACCUUUGUUGUUAAUGGAACACUUGCAAGCUAUCCGUCAGAUCACUGCCUUUAUGAUAACAUGUGGCGGUGCCCACGGAGUGUUUCCACAGUGUUGUGCGUGCACGAACCCUGGUGCAAUCCAGUGGACUGCAGUGGCCAUGGCCAGUGUGUGCAUGGGGAAUGCCAGUGCAUUGGCCACUGGAUGGGGUCUGCCUGUGACACCCUGGACUGCCAGCCCUCUGCCUGUGGCCCCAAUGGAGUCUGCACCACAUAUGGAUGUGUCUGUGAUGCUGGAUGGCUUGGGAGUAACUGUAGCCAAGUUUGCCCUGCUGGCUUUUAUGGAGACGGCUGUAAUCAAACAUGCUCUUGUCAGAAUGGGGCUUCCUGUGAUCCUGUCAGUGGCUCCUGUAUCUGUCGUGCUGGUUUUCAUGGAGAUUGCUGCGAGCAAGAUUGCCCUCUAGGUUUCUAUGGGCUGGGUUGCAAAGAAGAAUGCCAAUGUAAGAACAUGUGUCCAUGUGAUACAGUGACCGGCAGCUGCAAUGUGACUUACCAAGGAGAGCAGAACUACACUCUGCACAGAGCGGGUCACUGCCUAGCUUCCCAUAUGUUCGAGUCAUGGAGAGAUGAUUUUACUGCACAGAAGCCACAGGAGUACUUAUCACAGAUGACCUGGAUUAUGAUCACAACCAUCCUGGGCCUGCUGCUCCUAAUUAGCACAGUUGGUAACCUGACUCAGAUUUGUGGGAAAUCACCUCCUAGUGGGUUCAAUAAAUUCUCAUAUCUUCCUCUGAAUGAAGGAAAUGGAAAGCUAGACUAUGCAGAAAUCAAUACAGAGCCAACCUCAAGUGAUUGGAGUUUCAGAAGACUUCAGGAGCAACAUGACUCAGAAGAUAGUACCUGAAUUUAUAUAAAUUGGUUCUGCUCUUUUUUAACUGAAUGGUGGAAAACUCAGAAACAUGAUAUUUUUUCAUUUUUAUUUAUGUACUUAAGUCAAUGACAUGAAUGUAUGCACUGAAGAGGAUAGCUGCUAUUGAGGAGUUUUAGAGACACCGUGCCAGUCCUACAGCUUUAAAUUGAGGUAUGCAGAAGAAUGUGCUUUUUAUGCUUCAGCAAAAGAGCACAGAUCCACAGAAAUACAAAAUUAAAAAGCUAUUUUUAAGAUCCUUAGAGCAACAGCUAUAUUUGUGAUUUUUUUCAUUUUUUGUACUUAAAUGCUAUAGUAUGUCCCAUUCGCAGAUGCCUUCUCCUGAAGCCUCUUGGCAGCAUUAACUGAAAGAACAAUGCAAAUAUGACCGCAGCCUUCAUGAAAAUGACUUUUGCUUUCAAACUGUUUCAUCUGUCACGUUUGUCCAGGGCUUCUCUCCGAGUUAUGGAAUGUUUUACAAAUUCAUGACUUUUUUGUAGUGGAGGGUAAUUCGUAAAAUAAUUUCCUGUGAAUAAUCUCAUUUUUUAAUUUUCAUUUAAUAAAAAUGAUUUCUAGUGUUAA